AUCACAACUUGCUUAAAUGCUAUAAAGUCCAGAACUCAGUACAACGCUUGGAUUAUGACCAUUUUGCUGCGUUCACACUAGGAGUAAAACUAGCACCAUUCCAGUUUGUUGAGUUAAGAGAGCUAUUGUGAACUGGGAAGUGUAACAGAUCACGAAGCGUCUAUCUGGAGACAGCCUUUGAGGACCCUGAACUCCGCAGCAGGGAAAUCAAUUAUAAUAUGCUUAAAACAUUAUAUUGGAGAUAUUGUGUGAUUCAGAGCGUAUAUUUGAAUUACAAAUGUAAGUAGGGGUGGAAUACUUAUUUGUUUUGGCUAAUAAAAGUGGCGGAAAAAGAUUACCGUUUUAAAACUUCCCUGACUUGUACACGGACAGUAAACGCAACGAGAUCACGUGACUGAACACCGGAAGUGACUCGAGCGUCAACAUCGGGAAAGGGUGAGUGUGCAGUUCUUUAAAUAAGUGCGCGAUUCCUGAGGAUAAAACAUUUACAGAUGGCGUCAUCUGACUGGCACCUGUCUUUGAAGCUGGUAAACCAGCCCAAAUCCACCUUCCACUUCCCUGAGAUGAUGCCAGGGGAUGUUGCACCAGGAGGAUACAGAGUGGCUACCCUCAAACAGCUGGUAGCAGCCCAGCUCCCCAACUCCAUCCCUGACCCUGAGCUCAUAGAACUGGUCCAUUGUGGGCGUAAACUUAAAGAUGAUCUCACAUUGGAUUCUUGUGGGAUUCUACCGGGAUCGACCUUACAUGUACUAAAAAAGAUGUGGCCGGAACCUGAGAGCAUUGCAGAACCUGUGAACAGAGCCACUGCGGCCCGAGAGUUUAGAAUGCUCCACGCUGCUCUCCAUUCUCUGCACUCCACAUAUAGAGAUUCAGUCUACAAAAUGCUAACAAACAAAGAGUCUCUGGAUCAGAUCAUCGUGGCCACACCCGGUCUCAGGUCAGACCCAGUGGCGCUCGGCGUGCUCAAGGACAAAGAUCUCUUCGUGCAGUUCACAGACCCCAACAUGUUGGACACACUCAUCAGUUCCCACCCGGCCCUCGUCAACGCCAUCAUCCUGGUGCUGCACUCUGUGGCCGGAAGCAUGCCCGCCCAGUCCGCCGCCUCCUCGUCCCGCAACGCGUCGGCUAGUUCCUACAGCGACAUGCCAGGAGGCUUCAUGUUUGAGGGCAUGUCUGACGACGACGAAGACUUCCAGUCCGGCAGCCCGGCGGGUCCAUCGAGCAGGCCGGGGUCUUCGGUGGGAAUACGGCCGUUAUCUUUGAACCACAGCGGCGCCACGGGGCCUCGACCCAUCACGCAGAGCGAGCUAGCCACGGCGCUAGCCCUUGCUAGCACGCCCGAAAGCAGCGCCGUGACACCGACGACAGCAAGUCAGGCGGAGUCCUCCAGUGGCGCCGCCCCCAUGCCAGCAGGGACCCCGGUGAGCAACGACCUCUUCAGCCAAGCACUGCAGCAAGCCCUCCAAGCCUCCAACAUGUCAGCCCUGCAGGGCCGCUGGCAGUCUCAGAUGCAGCAGCUGAGAGACAUGGGCAUCCAGGAUGAGGAGCUGAUGCUGAGGGCACUGCAGGCCACUGAUGGAGACAUACAAGCGGCCCUGGAGCUGAUCUUUGCUGGAGGACCAGGACUCUGAGCACAGAACCAAUCUAUGGACCAGGACUUUACCGGAGAAAGGAUGAUUAUAAGAAGCAGGAAACGAGACUUUUGGGGAUUUUCUGGACGUAUGGUCAACUUUACUGCUCGUUAACACGCAGACAUUUUGGCAUGUUUACAUGCUGGUAUUUAAGCAGCGUGAUACCCUCACAUGUCUUUUUUUGACUUGACACCUCUUGUAAUAAAUUCUUGAAAUGAGAAAAACAUGUUUUAUUGGAUAUCUAUAAAGGAGUAUUAGACCCAUACUAAAAAUACAACAUAAGUGGCCAAAGUCAUAAUUUUAUAAGAAAGCAUUAGUAUUGUAAUCACAAUUUGAGAAAAGGCCAUAUCAUUACAAUUAUUACAAAAAAACUUUAGGUAAAACAGUUUUGAGCAAAUGGUGUGCAUUUAAGUAAUAAUUUUUUUAAAAAAAGUUCCCUUAAUGAAAUUCUGACAAUAAAAUUGCAUUUAUGUUCAAAUAUAGGUGUCAAAAAUUCAUCUAUUCCAUUUUAGAAAAAGGCUGUAACAAAAAAGUGAAGCCCUUUGAAUACUUUC
This is a messenger RNA of Entelurus aequoreus (snake pipefish), 2185 nucleotides long. RefSeq names its product ubiquitin-like protein 7. NCBI's taxonomy places the organism in Eukaryota, Metazoa, Chordata, Actinopteri, Syngnathiformes, Syngnathidae. Gene Ontology annotation, molecular function: polyubiquitin modification-dependent protein binding. The record is from RefSeq and is a predicted model, not a curated record. The coding region runs from base 492 to 1631 and encodes 379 amino acids. The transcript has 11 exons. Gene Ontology annotation, cellular component: cytosol. Gene Ontology annotation, biological process: ubiquitin-dependent protein catabolic process.